Molecule: messenger RNA, 2413 nt
Organism: Scylla paramamosain (green mud crab)
Lineage: Eukaryota; Metazoa; Arthropoda; Malacostraca; Decapoda; Portunidae
Product: protein amnionless-like
Exons: 10
Coding region: 49-2154 (701 amino acids)
Biological process (GO): intracellular protein localization; receptor-mediated endocytosis
Cellular component (GO): endocytic vesicle; apical plasma membrane
Source: RefSeq, a predicted model, not a curated record
CAUUUGGCAUAUGAAUACUACUGUAGCGUGGUGGUGGUGCUGGUGGCGAUGGUGGUGAUGAUGAUGCUUACAGUGACAGUGAGUGCGGUGGUACAGUGUGUAGUGAGAUGCAGGGGGAGGGGCAAAGGUGGAGGCACCGUGUCGGGUCAGUCAGUACCGGGACGUGCCAGCAUGUGGGGCAGCGCGGCACUCCUCCUGCUGCUCCUUGCAGACUCCGAGGCAGGUGUGCGGAAGCGAUGGACGCCGAGCUGGGACUUGACCGGGAAGAACAACUGGAAGGAGGAGAAGCUGCCCUGCGGUGGUGGGAUCGCCUCCCUCCCUCGCUAUCCUGAGAACUCGUUGUUCCUCGGUGCCGAUCUCACGCUGGGCUCCCUGGACCUUCCCAUCGACGGCGAGAUCAUCCUGGGGGAGAAGGCUCGCUUUCUGUUUGACCACACCUCCAGCGGUGACUGUGCAGACGCAGAAUGGACUCACCGCGGCCGUGACCAGUGGUGGGACCCUGAAGCCUGGGCCUACCCGGGUUUCGAGGAUUCAGCUUCAUCCCCCGUGCCUCACUUGCAUCGCGUUCCCUGCACACGAGACGCAGCCAUCUUCCCAGCUCUCAGUGACUCCCUCUUCACUGUUCAACUCGCGCCUCCCGUCAUCUCUGUCACUACGCUUUCCGUCGGCAACAGAAACUUUACCACCUCGGAGUUGGCCGCCUAUGUCAGGACUCCAGAAGGGGCAAUGAGGUUUCGUGGGAUUUCCUCGAGCAGGGAUGGCGCUCCCUUGUAUGUGGAGAGUCCUGGGGAGUGUACAGACGUGACGGGCUGCAUGUGUGGAUCUGAGCCAGCAGCUUCCGUCAUCUGCAGGAUUAUGUCCAGGAAAUGUGGGACUCCUCGAUGCGACGACCCGAUAGACAUGACGGGCUUCUGUUGCCCCGUGUGUGGAGCUGAACUAACCAUUAACCAUGGGGGCUCUCUGUCUCUGGCGAGAGUCAAGACCUUACUACAAAGUCACCUCCAGGGCAGUGACAUGAAAGAUAUACGAGGACACGUCGCUAAGAUGAGUGACCAGUUAUAUCACGUGUACUUCACCGCAGCCAAUCCCGAUGGAGACUACAAGGAGGCGUCGGAGUCAUUCAAAACCAGAUUUAAUGAAGUGCUAAAUGCAGCCAACUCCCACGAGGUACUUGUGUCUUAUGCGGGAGAUAUGAAGCCUCUCGUGUCGGGAAGGGUCGCGCCUCACCACGUAGCCGUAACGCUGGUGACUCUGACCAUUUGUCUCGUGGUGGGAGCAGCAGUUUAUUACUUCAGGAAACGAAGAAUAUCGUCAUCGCUGUCCUUCAUGUUCCGCCGCCUGGAGAACAACAGCCGCCGCGUGUCUGUGGUGAGUGACGUGAUCGGUGGCCGCCGCCCAUCUAACGCAUCCAGCGUGUUUGCCUACAGCAGAGAAAGUGGGCUGAGGUUCCUCAAUCCAAUUUUUAAUCAGUCGAUGGCGUCCCUGGCAGGUGCAGGCGUGUCCUCUGUAAUUAAUGAGUCAGCCCAGGAGAUUCCAGAGGAACAAGAAGAAGGGCAACACGAGAAUCCAAUGUACACUGCCUUUCAGAACAUGCUUCCAGAGGAACGUAAGGCGUCUGAGAAAGCCAUGGAAGAGCGGGAAAAGAUUUUGGAAGCCGCAGGACAGCUCGUGGCAUCUUCAAUGAAAAACAAUAAAGAAAAGAGAAUGAGCGUUCCAUCUGAAAAUAACUUGGAAUCAAUAAAAGAAGAAAAAGAUACAAAAGAUGUCGUGAGUUGUGAUGCUGAUGUCCAUCAUACAGAAGGUACAGUUGACAGUGAGACAUCAAAGGCUAGCAACAGCUCUCCGGUCGCAGAAAAAAAUAUUGAAGCAUUGCAAGAUGAAUCCCUAAUGAAGGAUAACGAGGAAGAAAUACCCGAAGCAGAUAUUGGUGAGGUAACUCCUGAAGACAAGACUGACCCUCCUUCCCCAAAUGACGGUGCAGAUAUCACCCAGACACUUGCAGAUAUUGGCGAGGACCCUGUUAUUUCCUCUGGCCAUGUGGAGCACCGCAAGUCAAGCUCAUCAUCAUCAUCAUCAUCAGACGAUGAUGCUGAUGGCGCUCUGAGUAACCUUGAAGGCUUCACUCCUCUGGUUGACUUGAAGUUUAAAAAAUAGUUUAAAAUAUCAUAUAGCUGCCAAAGGCUCAGUAAUAUAUAAUUAUAUGCCGUAGGAAAUAAUUUAUUUGUUAUCUAUCUACUCGUAUACAAAGGUAAAAGUUACUGUAUGUCUGUCUGUGGCUGUGUCCGUUCACGAUUCGCGGCCGAACCCCUGGACCAUCGAUAUGAAAUUUUGCAUGUGGGUUUCCCUUCAACCAAACCAUUAAUUGUAACCAAUCAAUUAAUUGACGAAUUAUAAUAAAAGCUUGCAAGUUUUA